CCCGCGCCCCCUUCUCGCUCCGCAGCCCUGACAGUAUCUCCCGCGCCGCGACAGCUCUCAAACCUACUUUGGGGUCUUAAAACGAAACCGUACACCAUUUCACUGUGGACAUUACACCCUCUUACAGAUAUGGGAGACAUGGGAGACCCACCAAAAAAAAAACGCCUGAUUUCCCUAUGUGUUGGUUGCGGCAAUCAAAUUCACGAUCAGUAUAUUCUGAGGGUUUCUCCGGAUUUGGAAUGGCAUGCGGCGUGUUUGAAGUGUGCAGAGUGUAAUCAGUAUUUGGACGAGACCUGUACGUGCUUUGUUAGGGAUGGCAAAACCUACUGUAAAAGAGAUUAUAUCAGGUUAUACGGCAUCAAGUGCGCCAAGUGCAGCAUCGGCUUCAGCAAGAAUGACUUCGUGAUGCGCGCCCGCGCCAAGGUGUACCACAUCGAGUGUUUCCGCUGCGUGGCCUGCAGCCGCCAGCUCAUCCCCGGCGAUGAAUUCGCGCUGCGGGAGGACGGCCUCUUCUGCAGGGCGGACCACGACGUGGUGGAGCGGGCCAGCCUGGGCGCCGGGGACCCGCUCAGCCCCCUGCAUCCAGCCCGGCCGCUGCAGAUGGCAGCAGAACCUAUCUCUGCCAGACAGCCAGCUCUGCGACCCCACGUCCAUAAGCAGCCAGAGAAGACCACCAGAGUCCGGACUGUCCUUAAUGAAAAGCAGCUUCACACCCUGAGGACCUGCUACGCUGCCAACCCCAGACCUGACGCCCUCAUGAAGGAGCAACUGGUAGAAAUGACUGGCCUCAGCCCGAGGGUCAUCAGGGUUUGGUUUCAAAACAAGAGGUGCAAGGACAAAAAAAGGAGCAUUAUGAUGAAGCAACUUCAGCAGCAGCAACCCAAUGACAAAACCAAUAUCCAGGGGAUGACAGGAACUCCGAUGGUGGCCGCUAGUCCGGAGAGACAUGACGGUGGUUUACAGGCGAACCCGGUGGAGGUGCAGAGUUACCAGCCGCCCUGGAAAGUACUGAGCGACUUCGCAUUGCAGAGUGACAUAGACCAACCUGCUUUUCAGCAACUAGUUAAUUUUUCAGAAGGAGGACCCGGUUCUAAUUCUACUGGAAGUGAAGUAGCAUCAAUGUCUUCUCAGCUUCCAGAUACACCCAACAGCAUGGUAGCCAGUCCUAUUGAGGCAUGAGGAACAUUCAUUCAGAUUUCUGUUGUUGUUGUUUCUGCCCUUACCCUCACCCCUGCUGGAGAGAGUGGGAAAGUGAUCUUGUUGGGACUCCGAAAUUUAGGGGGGGAAGUAUUUGACAGCCCUGUAAUGAACCUAGCAAGGAACCGCUCCAUGAAAUGAACGGAGUCAUAUUUGAAAAGACAAGGUAAUAUGGUAGCAACACUGUGAAGACAAUCAUGGGAUCUUACUAGAAUACUUAAAAAAAAAAAGGAAAAAGAAAAAAAGAAAAAGAAACCCAACAACAAACCACGCGCUAUUCAAUGAUCAGAGGAGGAUUGAAAAGACGUUUUCAAAACUUACAGGAUUUGUACUCGUG
Melopsittacus undulatus (budgerigar) is the source of this 1534-nucleotide messenger RNA. It is a transcript of the gene ISL1, whose product is annotated as ISL LIM homeobox 1. Gene Ontology annotation, biological process: axonogenesis; positive regulation of transcription by RNA polymerase II; neuron fate specification. Gene Ontology annotation, cellular component: nucleus. The record is from RefSeq and is a predicted model, not a curated record. Gene Ontology annotation, molecular function: DNA-binding transcription factor activity, RNA polymerase II-specific; cis-regulatory region sequence-specific DNA binding. Lineage: Eukaryota; Metazoa; Chordata; Aves; Psittaciformes; Psittaculidae. The transcript has 7 exons. Bases 130 to 1179 code for a protein of 349 amino acids.